CUUUUUUCUUUCUUUCUUUCUUUAUUUUUUUCUUUUCUGUUUGGUAUUAGCUACGAUAUAUCAGAUUUUGUCACGCGGAGGGUGUUCUCUAUGGACAAUGGUAGAAGAAUUUGAAAAACCCUUGGCGAACCGUUAAAAAACCUCUGCAAGAUUGGUUUGGCAUUCAAUUGUCUGAUAUGAAACGACUUUUGAUUCGUAUAGUCUGGUUAUUGGCCUGGUUCUCCGCAAUUUCCGGGGACCUUUCGAACUCGGAGAUCUCGAGGCCCUCCGACUUCGAUGCGAAUCGCGAACAGCUAGAGAUGUUGAAGCUUCCACCGGCCAAUUCUCUAUUGCCGAUAACACCUAAACAUGGUACUGCUUUAGUGGCUGCUCCAGAUGGAACGAUUUAUUUAGUGGAGAUCAAUUCAAGAAAGAUCCUGUGGUCAUUCACCUCAGGCUCAUCGAUUUAUUCUUCAUAUCAGGCUCUUCCUGAUCAUGACAGUGAUGAUAAUAAUGCCUCUGGAUUGCAUGGCUUCUUUAUAGAUUGUGGAGAUGAUUGGGGACUCUAUGUGCAUGGCCCUGGCUUUAGAAACAAGAAACUCCCACUGAGUGCUGAAGAACUUAUCCAACGGACACCUAUCAUAUCAGCUGAUGGGGGAGUUAUGUUAGGGUCAAAAAAUACUACUGUUUUCCUUGUGGAUGCCAAGUCUGGAACAGUUAUUUAUGCUUUCAGGUCUGAUGAUCAUUCUGCAAUAAAGGUUCAGAGUGCCAAAGAAAGGAAAAUUCUACCCAGAAAAGAUGUUGGAGAAUGGAUGCAUUCAGGUAAUUUGGACACAGAGGAAGUUGAACAGCCCCUUUAUGUUGUUCGGACAGACUAUGCAUUUAAGUAUUAUUCUAGAAAGACAGGGAAGGACUUAUGGCACCUAAAAUUUGCUGAAAUUGAAGCUUCCUUUCAAUGUCAAGAGGCUGGAGAUUUUUUAAGGGAAGUUUCCUCUAUUCCACCUGAGGGUGAAGAUGAAUUCCCAUUAAAUUGUAAGAAAAGGGCUGUUGUCUACAGAAUUCGUGACCAUAGCUUGUUGCACCCACUCUUUGUGUCUGACAGAUUACCAAGCACCAAUCUUGGAGGCGGGGUGCCUUCCUUACCUGCUUCUGGUCCCAAUCAUCUUUCUAUACAUCAUCCAAGUUUACCAGCUAUGCAUUAUAGCAAGGAAGGUAGAGUAGUGCUUGCUUUGCCCCCUCAAGAGGCUGAAGACUUUGGUGCAUUGACUCUAUAUAAGGGAGAUGGUGGUAAAAUGUAUACUAAUAUAUCUCCUGAAAUUUUGUCAGGGUCCCAUAUGUGGUACUUUGUUGUAUUUUCAGUUCUUGGGUCUUUGAUAGUUGCUUUCCUUUUACAUAUUACUGCCUUAGUGUUUAGGCAGAAGCGUAAGUUGAAUAAACAGUCUGAGGAGGGAAAAGUGCAGAAUGUGAUACCCAAAAAGAAGAAAUCCCGGAAAUCUGGAACCGGUAAGAAUAUUGCUACUAUUGAGUCAAAUCUGAGAAAUGUUUCACAUGAGAAUACAGUCAGAGACACAAAUGAGAGACUUAUUGAUAAUCAAGUCAUUGAGAGAACUGGAAGAAACCUACAGCUUGCAUUCCUUGAUCCUGUUGAUGGUGUUAUAGAUAGACGUAAGAUUGGUAAAUUGUUCAUCAGUAAUAAAGUAAUUGCCAGGGGAAGCAAUGGUACCAUUGUACUUGAGGGAGUGUAUGAUGGUCGUUCUGUAGCUGUUAAACGCCUUGUGCGGAGCCAUCAUGAUGUUGCUCUGAAAGAGAUUCAGAAUCUUAUCGCAUCAGAUUGUCAUCCAAAUAUAGUUCGAUGGUACGGAGUGGAGUAUGAUGAAAAUUUUGUUUAUCUCUCCCUGGAGCGUUGUACCUGUAGCUUAUAUGAUUUGAUAUUUUCAUACAUGAGCACUUCCCAUAAUCAAGUAACAGACAAGGACCAAGAUCCUAGCUUUCCUAAUGAAUGCCUUGGCCAAUUGCCUUCAGCAAUUCAAAAAGAUAAGGAUUUUGAACUGUGGAAGGCCAAUGGGUUUCCUUCUGCUCAGUUGCUGAAACUGAUGAGGGAUAUAGUUUCUGGGCUUGCCCAUUUGCAUGAACUUGGAAUUAUUCAUCGGGACUUAAAACCUCAAAAUGUCCUGAUAAUCAAGGACAGGUCUAUGCGUGCUAAGCUUUCAGAUAUGGGCAUAAGCAAGCGCCUUCCUGGAGACAUGUCAUUUCUAACCCAAAAUUCUACUGGUUGUGGGAGUUCAGGUUGGCAAGCACCUGAACAGCUUCGUCAUGGACGUCAGACACGAGCAGUGGAUUUAUUUAGUUUAGGGUGUGUGCUAUUCUUCUGCCUCACUGGUGGUCAACAUCCAUUUGGUGACAGUUUUGAGCGUGAUGCUAAUAUUGUGAACAACCGGAAAGACCUUUUCUUGUUAGAGAAUAUUCCAGAAGCUAUGGAUCUUAUCAGUCGCCUCUUAGAUCCUAACCCAGAUUUGAGGCCCAAAGCUAAAGGUGUAUUCCAACAUCCUUUGUUUUGGAAUGCGGAGAUGCGACUCUCAUUUCUUCGAGAUGCUAGUGACCGGGUAGAAUUAGAAGAUCGGGAGGGUGAAUCUGAACUGUUAAAAGCAUUGGAAAAUAUUGCCCCAGUGGCUUUGAAUGGUAAAUGGGAUGAGAAGAUGGAUAGUGCAUUCAUCAACGAUAUUGGCCGCUACAGGCGCUACAAGUUUGACAGCGUUCGUGACUUGUUGAGGGUCGUACGGAACAAACUAAAUCACUAUAGGGAGCUUUCUCAAGAAAUUCAGGGAAUAUUAGGGCAGGUUCCUGAAGGGUUUGACAGCUAUUUCUCUAGCCGCUUUCCACUUCUUCUAAUUGAAGUUUAUAAAGUCAUUUAUAGGUAUUGCGGGGAGGAAGAAUUUUUAUCCAAGUAUUUCAGAAGCAGCCGCAGCCAGAUUUGAUAUAUCUUAUACUUAACCGAACCGCACUUACAGGUUCUGUAAAUAUGAAUUCUCCUAGUUGUUAAUUAUAAACAUGCAAAAUUAGUAAUUAGCAAAAGUACAACAUAUCCGGUCUUUAUCCCACUAUGUAGGGUCGGAUAUAUAAAUUCUAGAUUUUCAUGUAUUUCUGCCUUUUGUCAUAUCUUUAUUUAGGCCGAUACACUUCAUAUCAAACUUUAAUGUCUCUCCCAAAGUUUUUUUGGGUUUGCCUCUA
Messenger RNA from Diospyros lotus (date-plum), 3207 nucleotides. Its product is annotated as serine/threonine-protein kinase/endoribonuclease IRE1b-like. The record is from RefSeq and is a predicted model, not a curated record. Gene Ontology annotation, biological process: IRE1-mediated unfolded protein response; intrinsic apoptotic signaling pathway in response to endoplasmic reticulum stress; mRNA processing. The coding region runs from base 177 to 2954 and encodes 925 amino acids. Gene Ontology annotation, molecular function: protein serine/threonine kinase activity; RNA endonuclease activity; ATP binding. The transcript has 6 exons. NCBI's taxonomy places the organism in Eukaryota, Viridiplantae, Streptophyta, Magnoliopsida, Ericales, Ebenaceae. Gene Ontology annotation, cellular component: IRE1-TRAF2-ASK1 complex.